AUGGCGGAUAAAAAAGAUGGGGAUAAAACGGAGGAGGACAAACGUUUAGAAUUCAUAUACGACUACCUCGCAUAUUCAAGGAAAAUAAAAGCAGACAAAUGGAUGAAGAUGUUGUCGAACUCGGACUUUAAGGGGAUAAUUAACAAGUUCUUCGGCACGCCGUCGGAGAUGAUCCUCACGUUGCAGAUGACGCCGGGUGGCCUUCUGGUUCCGGGGCUAGAGAUUAUACGAACAACGAAGAAGCUCACGUAUUUCAUCAAGAGGAAAUCUGAAAAGAUUACGGAGAAUAAUUUUAGGCAAAUUUUGAUACCCGGGGAUAUGGCGCCGAAUCCUAUAGAGGAAUUGGCGGUGCUUGUGGAAGAUUCACCUUUCCAAUUUUCCUCAAACUCUCCUAAUUUACCAGGCAUACGUCCCAAUCUUAUCAAACCCAAGAAACCACGUAGGUUGGCCGGAAGUGGUACGAAAGGACACAACCAAGCAAGUAUACGACCUUCGCAGCCUAAUAUGGCAGAAACAUUUGAAAAAAAGGUAAAAGGAAAAAUAACGGGACAAUCGUUGCUGCCGCUUCCCAUGGGCAUCGAAGAGAUUCUGCGCGAGGGAUUUGCCUCCCAGCCAGAUAGUUUAAAGCUUCAAUUAAAAAGCAAUAUAGAAGAGAUCGUGACCAAGUGGUCGAGUCAAAUUAAUGAAAUUCUAAACGUAGAAUUCUCCGAGUUUUCCAACGGCGGUGAUCAAUUACCCGAAGCCGAACUUGAUUACUGGAACACGAGAUUAAAGAAUAUGGAGUCGCUCUAUCGUCAAUUAAAGGAUCCGAAGGUUGUGAAGAUGGACGAAUUUUUGUCGGAGACGGAGAGUCCUUAUUCGAAGUACUUCAAGGAUUUGAUCAAGAAUGUAGCUGCGAGUGUGCAAUUUUCUGAUUUUUUGAGGGAAAAUGACGAUGAAGAAAACGAUGAUAUAUCGAAGCACAUAAAUCCGUCCACAUUAUUCGAAGGUGAUAUCGAAGAGAACAAAGUGAAAAUAGAUGAGGCGAUACCUUUUUUGGACUUUUAUCAGGACACGUUUCGAAUGUUCAAAGACAGGAUAGAAACUUAUUUUAAAUCACCGAUCGAACCGGUACCCUGGACAUUUCAUGAAAAAUUAGUGUUGGAACGAGUUCAGAGUUUUCGGGCGAGACUCAGAGAAAUCAAGGUUUACUAUAAUUUUUACGUAAGGGGUUAA
Megachile rotundata (alfalfa leafcutting bee) is the source of this 1215-nucleotide messenger RNA. RefSeq names its product dynein beta chain, ciliary-like. Gene Ontology annotation, biological process: microtubule-based movement. Gene Ontology annotation, molecular function: dynein light intermediate chain binding; dynein intermediate chain binding. NCBI's taxonomy places the organism in Eukaryota, Metazoa, Arthropoda, Insecta, Hymenoptera, Megachilidae. The record is from RefSeq and is a predicted model, not a curated record. Gene Ontology annotation, cellular component: axonemal dynein complex.